Messenger RNA from Micromonas commoda, 1325 nucleotides. RefSeq lists its product with no specific name. Gene Ontology annotation, biological process: protein phosphorylation. The coding region runs from base 285 to 1325 and encodes 346 amino acids. The transcript has a single exon. Gene Ontology annotation, molecular function: protein serine/threonine kinase activity; ATP binding. NCBI's taxonomy places the organism in Eukaryota, Viridiplantae, Chlorophyta, Mamiellophyceae, Mamiellales, Mamiellaceae. Gene Ontology annotation, cellular component: protein kinase CK2 complex; cytosol; nucleus. The record is from RefSeq and is a predicted model, not a curated record.
CCGAGGGUCAUCGCCCCGUCGCUCCGUGUGGAGUCCAGGUCAUCGACCAGCACCGGGCGAGGCUCGGCGUGGUUCGAUCCAAGCGCGGGAGGACGCACGCACGGCUCCCUCGACUCGGUUUCCGGGCGGGAAAAACAGGAUCUCUCACGCACACACGGGAGAGGUCUGCGUCGGAAUUUUGUUAAUUGUCGACGGGGGAUCGGGGCGCGAGGGUUCGCUGGCGCGUCUCGGUUGAUAGCGGCGCGCGUUCGGGCGAGGUGUGAUCUAGUGUUAAAUCGUCGAUCAUGGCGCAGCGCAUAGGCAAGGCGAUCCGCCGCGACGCCGUGGUGUCCAAGGCGAGGGUGUACACCGACGUCAACGUGAAUCGCCCUCGGGAGUACUGGGACUACGAGUCCCUGACGGUCAACUGGGGGGAGCAGGACGACUACGAGGUGGUGCGCAAGGUGGGUAGGGGCAAGUACUCCGAGGUGUUUGAGGGCGUGCACUCGGGCAACAACGAGAAGUGCGUGAUCAAGAUCCUCAAGCCCGUGAAGAAGAAGAAGAUCAAGCGCGAGAUCAAGAUCCUUCAGAACCUCACGGGCGGACCGAACAUCAUCAAGCUCCUCGACAUCGUGCGCGAGCCCCAGAGCAAGACGCCGUCGCUCAUCUUCGAGUACGUCAACAACACCGACUUCAAGGUGCUGUACCCGCAGCUCACCGACUUUGACGUCCGCUACUACAUCCUCGAGCUCCUCAAGGCGCUCGACUUUUGCCACUCGCAGGGCAUCAUGCACCGCGACGUCAAGCCCCACAACGUCAUGAUCGACCACGAGAAGCGCCAACUCCGCCUCAUCGACUGGGGCCUCGCGGAGUUUUACCACCCGGCGAAGGAGUACAACGUGCGCGUCGCGUCCAGGUACUUUAAGGGUCCCGAGCUGUUGGUCGACCUCCAGGAUUACGAUUACGCGCUGGACAUGUGGUCGCUGGGUUGCAUGUUCGCGGGCAUGAUCUUCCGCAAGGAGCCCUUCUUCAACGGGCACGACAACUACGAUCAACUGGUGCGAAUCGCCAAGGUUCUCGGCACCGACGAGCUCUACGCCUACCUCUCCAAGUACCGCAUCGAGCUGGACCCGCACCUCGAGAGCCUCAUCGGCAGGCACAGCCGCAAGCCCUGGAGCAAGUUCGUCAACGCGGAUAACCAGCACCUCGUGAGCUCGGAGGCGAUCGAUUUCCUGGAUAAGCUGCUGCGGUACGAUCACCAGGAGCGGCUGACGUCCAAGGAGGCGCAGGAUGAGCCGUACUUUCUCCCGGUGAAGCAGGCGGCGGCUGAGGGCAAGGGCAAGUGA